Messenger RNA from Aureobasidium uvarum, 363 nucleotides. The record is from the annotation of a GenBank genome assembly. Lineage: Eukaryota; Fungi; Ascomycota; Dothideomycetes; Dothideales; Saccotheciaceae.
AUGCAGUUCUUCACGGCCAUUUUCUCGCUCUUCGCAGCAGCUGCCACCGCUUUCCCCACCAAGCCUGGCUAUCUCACUCAACCCAUGGCUCGUGACGCUGGCGAUGUCUACGCCUGCACUGGUGCCAACUUCACUGGUGAUUGCCAAUACCUCAAGCAACCCUUCGACACCUGCGUCAUCUUUCCCGAAACACUCAGCAAGAAGGUCUCGUCGUUCGGACCUGAUGAAGGUGCAACAUGCUUGUUGAUGCAGGGUUCAUGUAACGAUUCCAUGCCUUACCGGUCCGCCAGCUACCCAGGUAUCUCGGACUUGCGCAACGUUACCUUUGACGACAUGGCAACAAGCUUCAUCUGCUUGCACUAG